Colletotrichum fioriniae is the source of this 1410-nucleotide messenger RNA. The record is from RefSeq and is a predicted model, not a curated record. Lineage: Eukaryota; Fungi; Ascomycota; Sordariomycetes; Glomerellales; Glomerellaceae.
AUGGCCAUGGAGAUUGUCAAGCACGGCGAGGAGGAGGAGUUCGCCAUCAAGCCCCAGGCCUCUGUCCCUCACCUGGACACGAGCAGCUGGCCUCUGUUGCUCAAGAACUACGACAAGCGCAAGCUUCUUGCAGUUCUCGUCCGGACGGGUCACUUCACCCCCAUUCCGGCAGGAUGCAGCCCUCUGAAGAGAGACAUCAAGUCCUACAUCUCUUCCGGUGUCAUCAACCUUGACAAGCCCUCCAACCCCAGUUCCCACGAGGUUGUCGCUUGGGUCAAGCGUAUCCUUCGCGUCGACCGUGCCACCAGACUCGUCAAGUCCCAGCAGUCCGCUGGUAAGGAGUAUGUUGCCGUCAUCCGCCUUCACGACAAGCUGCCCGGCGGCAAGGUCCAGUUCGCCCGCGCUCUUGAGACUUUGACUGGUGCCCUCUUCCAGCGCCCUCCUUUGAUCUCUGCCGUCAAGCGUCAGCUGCGUAUCCGUACCAUUCACGAGAGCAAGCUCAUCGAGUUCGACAAUGAUCGCCACCUCGGUGUCUUCUGGGUUUCUUGCGAAGCUGGAACCUACAUCCGUACCCUCUGCGUCCAUCUCGGUCUGUUGCUCGGUGUUGGUGGCCACAUGCAGGAGCUCCGAAGAGUGCGCUCUGGUGCCAUGGGCGAGAGCAAGGAGAUGGUUACUCUGCACGACGUGCUUGAUGCUCAGUGGACCAUGGACAACACCAGGGAUGAGUCUUACCUGCGCAAGGUCAUCUCUCCCCUGGAGACUCUUCUCACUGGCUACAAGCGUGUUGUGGUCAAGGACAGCGCUGUCAACGCUGUCUGCUACGGUGCUAAGCUUAUGCUUCCCGGUCUUCUGAGAUACGAGUCCGAAAUCGAGGUUCACGAUGAGGUUGUUCUCAUGACCACCAAGGGUGAGGCCAUCGCCCUCGGCAUUGCCCAGAUGUCCACCGUCGAGAUGUCGACAUGCGAUCACGGCGUUGUUGCCAAGGUCAAGAGAUGCAUCAUGGAGCGCGACUUGUACCCCAGAAGAUGGGGUCUUGGUCCCCUCGCCUCCGAGAAGAAGAAGAUGAAGGCCGACGGCAAGCUCGACAAGUACGGCCGUCCCAAUGAGGCCACUCCCGCCAAGUGGGUGUCGGAGUACAAGGACUUCGGAGCUCCUGCUGGUGAGGCUGCUCCUGCAGCGGCGGCUCCGGCCACUCCCCAAAAGGCGGUGGAGUCUACGACAGCUACUCCCGUCGCAGUCACCCCUGCCAACGCCGAGGAUGAUGGCGAGUCCAAGAAACGCAAGAAGCACGAGGGCGAGACACCUGACGAGAAGGCGGAGCGCAAGCGUCGGAAGGCUGAGAAGAAGGCGGCCAAGGCCGCGAAGAAGGCAGCCAAGGGUGGUGCUGACGACGAUGACGACAGCGAGUAA